AUGGCGAAGCCAAAGGUAGACUUAGAGAAGCGAAGGCAGCAAAAAAGAGAUUGUGAACGCAGACGUAGAGAGAAAGUAAGAAGCAAUCCAGAGCAAUAUGAAAAAGCAAAGCAACAGGAAAGAGAAAGAUAUUAUGAGCGAAAAAAACAAGGCAAAAUUAAGCUUAUUGGGGAAGUAUCCAGAAGGGAGAAAAAAAGAUUAAGAAAAAAGUGGAAAGAAUACAAACGGAGUUAUAAUACAAACAAAAAACUUGUAACCAGAGCUACGCAGAUGCUAAAAGAAAACACUCCUCCGGCAACACCUACCAGAGAUCUAAACGAAAUUGAAAAGGGUUUUAAGGAAGCGCUCAGAAACUGUAAGACAAUUAAAGGAACUGGAGAGAAAAGUAGAGGAGUACAAAAAAUUAACGCAGCGGUAUAA
Molecule: messenger RNA, 420 nt
Organism: Acanthoscelides obtectus
Lineage: Eukaryota; Metazoa; Arthropoda; Insecta; Coleoptera; Chrysomelidae
Source: the annotation of a GenBank genome assembly